UUACUGUCCACAAAAGGUGGGUUCCCCCAUGGGAACAUUUAUCUCGUGCAUCGAAGGGACGGGGAACUGAAAGCAAAGGGCGUCGCUUGUGUUUGUCUUCGACAGCUUGGAGAAUUCCCGAUCAAGAAGCCGCUAGCGUCUUUAGAAAGUGAAACGACACCACAACUGUGACUUGUCGAGAUGGAAAACCAAGGAUUCACCAUGACUGAAAACCAUGUGAACACAGAGAGCACGGGCGCAGAAGUUACACAACAACAGACGCAAACACAGGUUGAUAUGAUAAUGAACCACCAAAAUCAUGUCGUGGAGGGACAGACUAUGGAGCAAACACAGCGUCAGGAGAUUCCUGGCCAACAGCAGCAACCGGGGCAUAAACGUAGGAUGUUCAACAACCUGCGGUCCAUGAUGAAGGGUCCGAGCGUCACCAGGAGCGGACUGGACAAGAACAACUUCACACAGAAGAAGACCAUGGCGCAAGGCUUCAUGGACAUGGCGCUGAUAACGGCCAAUGUCGCUCAACUCAAACUCGUCAUGUAUGAGAAAUCUGUUCUAUUCAAAGAAUAG
Messenger RNA from Branchiostoma floridae (Florida lancelet), 564 nucleotides. RefSeq lists its product as uncharacterized. NCBI's taxonomy places the organism in Eukaryota, Metazoa, Chordata, Leptocardii, Amphioxiformes, Branchiostomatidae. Gene Ontology annotation, biological process: tissue regeneration; cell adhesion. The transcript has 3 exons. The coding region runs from base 181 to 564 and encodes 127 amino acids. The record is from RefSeq and is a predicted model, not a curated record. Gene Ontology annotation, cellular component: membrane.